Fusarium coffeatum is the source of this 2310-nucleotide messenger RNA. RefSeq lists its product as uncharacterized. The coding region runs from base 1 to 2310 and encodes 769 amino acids. The record is from RefSeq and is a predicted model, not a curated record. Lineage: Eukaryota; Fungi; Ascomycota; Sordariomycetes; Hypocreales; Nectriaceae. The transcript has a single exon.
AUGGAAGUGAGCGUAAGAGAGCCCGAGCAGGUUAUCGCCAAUCUCGACAAUCUCCCCGCUUCUCGAAAUCGAGCCUUUAAAGAUGCAUUCAGAGUCGAUGCGCCAAAGGUGGCAGAAGAUAAAGAGGCCAUGAAAGUCUUCAAGGCCCUCAUCGCAAAGCCGCUCCAGUAUCCGAACGAAUUGGCGACGAAAGCGAGUAUGGAGGAGCAUCUACGUGACAAACGACGUCAGGCAGGUCUUAGCAUUGUUUGGAACCAAUUCAACAAGAAGAUUCGAGACUGGACAGAGUGUUUUAGUCUGAUGAAGCGCAUAACCCCCCAAUGGAGCGAAAGGGCCAACAUGUCGGCCGUACGAAUAGUCCUACCAAAAUCGUGGGAUAUCGAGGUCAAUAACCAGAAUCUUGCAUAUGUCGAUUCUGCGACAGGUGUUCUUCGAAAGUUACGAGCGGCGGUUGAUAGGAAUCCUUCUGCGAUUGUGCUGCGUGGACAGAGCAAGAUCCUGGUCAAGGUCGCUGAUGAGAUUGUUCGACAUUGUAAAGAAGCUGAAAUCUACGAGUUGGGAGAAGUCGCAUCAUCGGAUUACAGGACGAGACAGCUGUGGCCAACGAUCGAGAAUGCGCCCAAUGGAGGUGCCUCCUUGCCAGAAGAUCACUCAAACGAAAUCUGGGUGCAUAAAGAGUAUCAACCACAUUUUAUCACGGUGCCAUACGAGAAGAUCCCACGGCCUGCAGUAUGGACCCAGGACAGUUUUGAACAAUAUAUUGCUACACUAUGCUACGGUAAAAUACCGGCGCAUUUGGCAAUUCCCUUUUAUGGCGAGCGGCGUGUAAACGGAAGAUUCAUCGAUACAGAUGGUAUCAGGGUCAGGCUCGUUGUCGAUGCUUUCCAAGACCGUACAGCCAGGCCAUUUAUCACAGCCCCUGUCUUGAAGAUGGCCAUCUCGAUGAUGGCUUUCCGAGGUGGUCAUCGCGCCUCAGCCAGUCACCUCGUGCAGCUGGGUGAGGAAUGGGGUACGCCAAUGGAUACUGAUAUGUACAAUAUCAUGCUUGAGGGCUACGUCCACAAGCAUGACAAUGGCUUCUUCUACGGCUUCCUUCGAAGAAUGCAGGCACGAUACCACCACCCUAACAUCCGGACAUGGUUACUAUUCCUUCAACUUAUUAAGGGAGAAGACGAACGGAGACAGGUCAUCGUGGCCAUGUUCCAGUUGGGAAUGUUCAAUCAUGCUGCUACGCGUCGUGGUAUUGCCGAUGUUAUGGCUCCUAUGGAUGCAUACGCUGCCCUCAAGGCCGGAACUCCUUUAAAAACAUUCUUGGCUGAACAAAAUGAACGUUAUAGCAAGGGCUGGCUGGCUGCCGAUGGACUCAACGGCAUCAUCACCGAGUUUCUCCGCUUUCACCGCCCAGAAGAUCCUCGAAUUGAAGAUUGCAAAACGUUGGUGGAUAUGCAUAUGAACUCGGGUCAUCGACUUGAGAUGAAGACUAUCAACAUCUUCAUCAGACAUGCUGCUCUGGCUCGAGAUUGGGACACUGCUUUCUGGGCACUGGGUCUUUGCAAGAACACAAACUGUGAGCCAGAUCAAGACACAUAUGCCAGCCUCAUGUCGCUCGCGAUUCAAACUCGCUCGCCACAUGCCCUCGGAACCAUCUACUUCUACGGAGUCCUCAAUCGCAAGCUCAAGAAGAGUUCGCGACAGAUGCUCAGUAGGAUACUUCUUCGUACACAUCGCGACCACUUCUGGAGAAAGGUUCAGCACCAGCCAGGUAUAUUUCCAAGGCAGGCCAUCCCUGAGCUUCAUUAUAGAAAGAUUCGAAAUUUCAGAAACGUUAUGUCUCGUGUUGAGCGUGUCGUUUUGGAUAAAUGGGCGGGCUACGUACCAACCAAAUCCCUCGAGCGCUCCCUCGAUCUCGCCUAUCGCUCCAACGAUGAGCCUAUGCACCGCCAGAUCCGUACUGGUCAACCUAUUAAAGUGCAGGACCUCAUUAUCAAACUCCGCAGGGCAGACGGUCAACCAGGUAACAUCAAUGUGCGUCUCAAAGGUCGUUUUGAUCCAGCACGCAUGAUCGAGAACUGGAAGGGGAUUGAGGCCGAGUCAGACGAACAGGAAAGUCACGAUACAGAGGAGCCUGACAGUUGGCCUGAUCUUGACACACUCGAAGGCUUGCCAACAGAACACGAAACCACCCCCGAGGGCGUAAAUGAUGUCCGAGAUACCUUCCCAGGGGUCGAAGACCCAGAUCCUUCCUCCAAGACGCAAUCGGAAGAUCUCGCUUCGAAACUUACAGAAGACCACGGAAUCGACAAGGCAUAA